UCCUCUUAUAUUAGUCAAUGACCCACUGAACCCUCUUUCCCUUUCUAAUCACUCCUAUUCCCAUGCAUGCCCGGAAACAUAUGCAAACACACAUGCAUACAUGUACACAUACAAACGGCCACACCAACACAGACAGAGUUAGAGAGAAAACAUAAAACAAGAAGGAUUUUUUUUCUUGCAAUGGGCAACUCUGUAAAGUCGCUUAAAAUUUUCACCAAGAAGGUAAGGUCCGACCAGAAGAAGAACUACAAAGCAGUGCAGUCCUGUGAGGAGGGGGGCUCUGGGGGGGCCUAUCUUGAGCCGCUAGUGGCCCUGGCCCAGAACGGAGCCAACAUGCACAACGUGCUGGGGCCUGCGUGCAUCUUUCUACGCAAGGGCUUCGCUGAGAGCCGGCAGGCUGACCGAGAGCUGAGGCCAGAAGAAAUGGAUGAGCUGCGUGAGGCGUUCAAGGAGUUCGACAAAGACAAAGAUGGGUUUAUCGGCUGUAAAGACUUGGGGAAUUGCAUGAGAACAAUGGGCUACAUGCCAACAGAGAUGGAGCUGAUAGAACUGAGCCAGCAGAUCAACAUGAACUUGGGAGGACAUGUUGACUUUGAGGACUUCGUUGAGCUCAUGGGGCCCAAACUUCUGGCUGAAACUGCAGACAUGAUUGGGGUGAAAGAGCUGAGGGAUGCCUUCAAGGAGUUUGACACGAAUGGUGACGGCCAGAUCAGCACAGCAGAACUUAGAGAAGCAAUGAAAAAACUUUUAGGACAACAGGUUGGACACAGGGAUCUGGAGGACAUCCUUCGUGACAUUGACCUCAACGGAGAUGGCCACGUAGACUUUGAAGAAUUUGUGCGGAUGAUGUCUCGAUGAGUUCCUGACGUGUUAAAACACGAUGUGGAUUCUCUGUUGGUGCGGGAGGAAGAGGAGGGAGACCGGCACAGACUACUGAUGGAUUUUGAACUUCUGAAUUGAACAAAAAAACAAAAAACAUAUCAGCCCUGCCCUGAAACUGCCAUGCUGAAGCACAAAGGCUGACGACUACAGCCUGGAGCAACACUGUUGAUUACACGCUGCUGCUGUUUCUUAGAGCAUAAACAAAACCAACAGCUGCAUUUCUGACUUUUACAAAGUAUAUUUUAAAAGGCGUAUUUUCCAUCAGGAACAAUAACCUUUCUAAUGCUGAUGUGGCUGUUCACUCAAUGGGUAAAGAGUAAUGCGAGUUAUUUUUCUCAGACGAUAAUAUGUAGCAAUUAAGAAGACAUGUUUUCAAAGACAGCAGUAUGCCAGCAAACACCCAAACCAAUACAGCACGUUAUUUCUAUAAUGCUGAGGACAUCUUUAGCACAAAUACAAUAUGGCAAUACGGAAAUAUUUCAUGUGAUCCUGUCAAAGCUGUGUGUUUGUGUUUUGUGCAUACUGUUGUUUCUCUCCACCUUAUACUGUAGAUUUAUAACGUCCCUUAAGACUAUUGUCAAACCCUGGUUAAGACAAGCCAGUAUUUGUUUUGUAUGUGUAACGUAGCACCAAUGCAGUUCUUCUGACUUUGAUAACAUUAUGCCUCUCUUACUGUGAUAUAUAUGUAAUUUUCAGUGUGCAUAAGGCCCUUCAGCUGCAAAGAGUUAUUGAAGGAAACCCUCUCUAGGUACAGUGAGUUGCUAAUCUUGACGACUGUGAUAGGCCUUUUUAAUUACUUGUAUGCUUUACUAAUUCUGAAACUUACUCUGCGUUUCAGUUGGACAGAUCAUCUCUACCUUAACUCACAUUGGUUGAUGAUCAACAGAGUGUUAAAACUAUACAUGUCAGUGCUUUAAUUUCUAUCAGAGAGCUUUGUUUGUUUAUUGGGGUUUUGUGAGUCUAGUCCUGAAGUGAUUUUCACUUCAACAUUUACACUUUUAACUUUAAUACCUCAAAAUGAAUUGAACAAUCAACCUCAUCCACAAACUGCCCCUAUAGCAUAAUCUUAAUACCAAUUUCUUUACCCUCCUACCUUCAUUAUCUGUAUUUGUAGAGAAGCAGCAUUAGCUUCUUUAUGCAAAAAGCCAAAGAAAGUUUACAGAAAUAUUAUUUGAGUCUUAUUCAGUGUAGUAAGUGUACGCAGUAUGUUUAAGAUAUAUCAUCCACUGGAUUAUAUUUUCAAAAGGGAUUCUUGAAAUGCUGGUUUGGUUCCCUGGGCAGCUAAAUUAUUGGUUGACUGUUUUUGGAUGGACAUGGGGGUAUAUGCAUGCUAUGAAGUUAAGAUAUUCUU
Chelmon rostratus (copperband butterflyfish) is the source of this 2233-nucleotide messenger RNA. Its product is annotated as calcium-binding protein 1-like. The transcript has 8 exons. Bases 67 to 858 code for a protein of 263 amino acids. NCBI's taxonomy places the organism in Eukaryota, Metazoa, Chordata, Actinopteri, Chaetodontiformes, Chaetodontidae. The record is from RefSeq and is a predicted model, not a curated record. Gene Ontology annotation, molecular function: calcium ion binding.